AUGUAUAUCUCGAACGCUCUGCUGAUUGCCUGCGCGGCCUACGCACCAUUUGCUACCGCAGCGGUGCAGGCCAUACCUGCCGCCUUUGCCAUCACAACGAGCGCUGCCUAUCCCGGAAGUUCCUCUACGACGCCCACACUGGCUUCCACCUCGACUACUUCGUCCCCACUUAUUUUAAGCAGCAGCAACAUCGACGCGACUGCCACUACCGCCAGCUCGGAGGUUCACUCCGCAAGUUCGUCGAAUCUCUCCAGCCACACGCCAACUUUUAGCCGUCACCUCGCCAGCUCUGCUAUCGCCAGUACUGCUAUCGCCAGCUCCGUGCGUGCUAGCUCUUCUGUGGCCGCCAGCCCUUCCUUCACUAGGUCCUAUAUCACCAAGACCACCAACCUUCCCACUCAAGGUGCUUCCGCCGACACCAAAUCUGAAUCCGGAUCCUCUACUUCCGCCGACGCAGCCGAGGCGACUGAGACCAGUGCUGCGGUCCCAUCCACCAAAUUACCGAGCGGCCUUGCCGCUGGUGUCUUGGCUGCCGUUGGUCUGAUCAUGCUUUGA
Molecule: messenger RNA, 555 nt
Organism: Aspergillus aculeatus ATCC 16872
Lineage: Eukaryota; Fungi; Ascomycota; Eurotiomycetes; Eurotiales; Aspergillaceae
Product: putative extracellular serine-rich protein
Exons: 1
Coding region: 1-555 (184 amino acids)
Source: RefSeq, a predicted model, not a curated record